GAGAGAGAAGAGAGCUUAGAGCCAAGCUAUGACGACGAUUGUUCCCACUUCCGAAGAAGAUCCGUUCCUCGCCGUCGUCCGAUUCACUUCCCAGCUCGCCUGGGCUGAUGCUGGUCCCGAGGCUGCAGAGCCAGAGAUCACGAGACUAUGUAGAGAAGCUGAGGAGUCUAUAGUAGCUGGAAAGUGGUUAGAGUUAGCUUCGUUAAUGGUAACUUCAGCUGAAUUGGUAUCUUCUAAGAUCUCUGAGAAAGAUCUUGAGUGUACCUACACAAUCAUUUGCAGCCUUGUUAAGAAUGCGAAUAGUGCUGAGGAUGUUCUUGAAAUGGUGAAUGCUAUCUCUUCUAAGGUUGUUCAACAACCGAGUGAUAAAGCUUCACUUCGUUUGAAGAUUCUGUUCAAUCUGUAUAACCUUGUGGACCAACCGUAUGCUCGUUUCCAAGUGUACAUGAAAGCUCUAACACUGGCUGUUGAAGGGAAGGUUGCUGAGUACAUAGUUCCUUCUUUUAAGAAGAUUGAUAACUUCUUGAAAGAGUGGAACGUUGAUACUAAAGAUCAGAGGCAACUCUUCCUUGCCAUUGCUAAUGUUCUGAGAGAAAACAAAAGCUUGGUCAAAGAAUCCCUUAACUUCUUGACCAAGUAUCUAGCGACUUUCUCCAAUGAGGAUGCUCUGGGUGAAGCUAAGGAGGAGGCUGUGCGUGCAGUUAUUGAGUUUGUCAAGGCUUCCAGCAUCUUCCAGUGUGAUUUAUUGGACUUGCCAGCCGUAGCACAGUUAGAGAAGGAUGCUAAGUAUGCACCGGUUUACCAGCUACUUAAGAUCUUUCUUACCCAGAGGCUGAAUGCUUACAUGGACUUCCAAGCUGCAAAUGCAGAAUGUCUGAAAAGCUAUGGACUUGUUGAUGAAGAUUGUGUAACGAAGAUGAGAUUGUUGUCACUCGUGGACUUAGCGUCAGAUGAAUCUGGCAAAAUACCGUACACCUCAAUUAAAGACACUCUACAGGUAAAGGAAGAGGAGGUUGAACUAUGGAUCGUGAAGGCAAUAGCCGCGAAGUUGAUUGAAUGUAAGAUGGAUCAGAUGAACCAAGUUGUCAUUGUCAGCCGCUGUUCCGAACGUGAAUUCGGGUUAAAGCAAUGGCAGUCACUUCGAACAAAGCUCGCGACUUGGAGGGAUAACAUUGGAAACGUCAUAACUACAAUCGAAUCGAACAAGGUAACCGAGGAAGGAUCUCAGGCAUCUGCUCCAGCAAUUCAAGGGUUGAAUGUUCGUUGAAAAACUACAAAAAGAAACCCUUUUGAUCUCCAGAAAACCUCUCAAAUUUCACAAUCAACCUUAAAGAUCCUUAGUUUUCCUUGAAGUCUUUCAUCUCUGUCUAUUUGUUUGCAGAGUUUUUUAAAUCUUUAAAUCUUUUUUGUCCCUGAAAACAAUGCGGAGACUUUUCCAAUACGUUAUUUUUCGCUUAACAAUGUUUCUUUGUUUUAAGACUACACAUUAUUUGCCACCUUGAUAGUCUGAACAUACUACUACUGUUAACUUCCUAAUCAAUACGGUGACGGAGAGGAAUAAGUAGCAUCCGUUAACA
Eruca vesicaria subsp. sativa (arugula) is the source of this 1577-nucleotide messenger RNA. The record is from the annotation of a GenBank genome assembly. NCBI's taxonomy places the organism in Eukaryota, Viridiplantae, Streptophyta, Magnoliopsida, Brassicales, Brassicaceae.